Messenger RNA from Limulus polyphemus (Atlantic horseshoe crab), 5529 nucleotides. RefSeq lists its product as uncharacterized. Bases 93 to 4310 code for a protein of 1405 amino acids. The record is from RefSeq and is a predicted model, not a curated record. The transcript has 3 exons. Lineage: Eukaryota; Metazoa; Arthropoda; Merostomata; Xiphosura; Limulidae.
CAGAUUUGGCAGAAUCAAGCAGCACAUUCUCGAAGUUUCUAUCGACCUGUCCUAAGGUGGAUCCUGUCCUCAUUACAAGGAACUCCCCUUUAAUGCCUCCAAGUCCAGCAGAAGAAUACAUUACCGAAUCCUCAUCAAAAGAUUACCGUGACUUAGAGGGCGCAGUAGGCAGCACAGUGACUUCAGCCCACGAGCCCAUCGCAGAGCAGGAAGACAGCGUUCGCAUUGGUAAUGAGGGUUUACACGAGUUCGCAUCAAAGACAUCUGCGUUUAGAAAAGUCCAAGUUUACAAAGCGGAGAAUCAUACCUUGAGUUCGUCAGUGUUAGAACUUCAAGUUCCAAAUCCGCCACCAGGGACCGGCUGCGAUCGUUCGAAUUGUUUCCGUAAUAAAGUUGCUUUAAACAGUCUUAAAUCUGAUGAACGACGUGAUCGGGACGCAGAUUGGUCUCUGGAGCAACUAAAAAAAGCCAAAUUUAACAGCCAUUUAAGCCUAGAUAUGUCGAGUCUUAAAGAACAUAAUGAGAUGUCUAUUAUUCACCUAGAGCCUUGGAAAAAUAGUUUUUAUUCAAUUUCUCCGCCACUUAGGGAACACAAUGCUAGUCAUCUUAUCAAGCCAACUGAAUUCAACGCACCAACUACGAGUUAUGGUGGUGUUUCAUCCACGCAGCGCGCUAACUCUUAUGCUGAACAAAAUAUUAUACUUCGUCCUACGAAUGCUAGUCAUUUCUCCAAAACUGUUUCAAGUGAUCGUCAAAACAACCAGUUCUACAAAGAGUGUACACCAGUCGCGCGUCAGAGAGAUCAGUGGACUUCCCAGCAAUACACGAAACACUCUGCUGAAUCAGAUCCUAGUCUUAUGAAGGAUUUUUCCCUGCCGAAGGAACAAGGGGGCUCUUAUUUUGAAUCCCAGCUCACGAGAAGCUCGAAUAUUUGCGUUAAAGAGGUACCAAUGCUCGAUCAACUAUCUCAGGGUUCAGCCGAUGAGUCCGGACGUGCUGAAGAAUGCCAUGCUGUCCAGUUGCUUCUUAAAACAAUGGACACUGAAGACGCAACCCCCGCUGUGCCAAAUAAAGUAACCGAGUUAAAAUCUCAAUCAACCCAGACGUCAGACGAAAACAUGUCUAAUAAUAAUAGCUCACCAAGAAGCCCUGAAAGUGGUGAUGGAAUGCUGCAUUGCGCGAGCGGUGACGAACCUCCUUCUAAGGCAAAUUCAUUUAGAAUAUCUUUCCGACAAAAAUACCGUAAGUCUUUGGAUAAUAACAAUGAUCAUUCGAGUAAGGACAGUUCUGGUUAUACAGAACACGGUCUUUACAAACCACAAACAUCUCGCUUGGAGAACGAUUCACUGAGUUUGUCUAAUUCUGCGGGUUACUUGUCAUUAAAGAGAAAACGACUCAUGAGUUAUGCAAUAGAUAAAGAAAAAGAAAUCAUCACCAAAUGCCAAGACAAAACAACCACUGAAGGAGAAUAUCUUUUAAAACAGGGCGAGAAGAAUCACAGUUUCGAAGAAACGGGAAACGACGUUAUUGCACGAAAAACGGUUUGCGUAAAUUCUGCCGACUCGCAGCUCGAUAUCGAAGGAAUGGCGAAGAAAAGCGAAGAAAAUGAAAUUCAAGUAAUUUAUGAAUCUGAGCAACUCCUGAACGCUGAACAGCACAGUAAAGACAACGUUUCUUCUUCGUCACCAGGUUUGCACGAGGACAAUUCGCACGUUGUAUCAUCUAGUAAUGAAAAGAAUGUUCACAGCCAGCGAACGGAAGACCUUACUAACACAGGCGGAGCUCGUCGCAUGACUGAAGAUGAAAAACGAGAACAACCUGUAAGAAGACUCACUUCCAGCAUGCCAUCCCUAACUAACGUUAACUCAGCCGGAACUUUAAAUACUUCGAUUAACACUAGUGUCGUACCGAAAGGAGCUGUCUCGUCAGACCUUACUUCAAUUAACACUAGUGUCGUACCGAAAGAAGCUGUCUCGUCAGACCUUACUUCAAUUAACACUAGUGUCGUACCGAAAGAAGCUGUCUCGUCAGGCCUUACCUCAUUUAACACUGAUGUCGUGCUUAAAGGAGCUGUCUCGUUAGGCCUUACUUCGAUUAACACUGGCGUCGUGCUGAAAGGAGCUACCUUGUCAGGCCCUACUUCAAUUAACACUAGUGUCGUACCGAAAGGAGCUGUCUCGUCAGGCCUUACUUUAAUUAACACUAGUGUCGUACCGAAAGGAGCUGUCUCGUCAGGCCUUACUUCAAUUAACACUGGUGUCGUACCGAAAGGAGUUGUCUUGUCAGGCCUUACUUCAAUUAACACUAGUGUCGUGCCGAAAGGAGCUGUCUCGUCAGGCCUUACUUCAAUUAACACUGGUGUCGUGCCGAAAGGAGCUACCUUGUCAGGACUUUCUGGUGUUACUCAAAGUUAUGAAACGCUUAAUAAGAAUGACAACCAAAACGACUAUUCAUUGGCUAUGGAGAAACGGCACCCUUUCCGAAAUCUGACAGAAGAAAUGCAAACCAGAAAAAAAGAGCUUAUUAUUUUAGACCAACUUGCCAAAGAGCGUGAAAAGGAGUAUAAAGAGCUGCUACAAACUCGUAAAGAAAAACACAGACUGCUUGAUAUGCUGGAAAAAUGCUUCCCUAAACUGAUAGACUCACCUAAAAUGGAAGAUGAUGAAAAGCAACCUUUCAAACCCGAGACUCUAAAUGCAGAAACCAUUCCAAUGAAUACGAACUGUAAGUUUGAAAUAAACGCAAACUUCAAAACUGAUCAGCCUAUCGCAGAAACAAAACCGUCCGUUUUCAAUCUAAAGGAAGCUUCAGCUUUGGCAGAGAAUGAUGUUUUUAGUACUGGUGAAUCUUCGGAAAAAACACAUGCAUUAAGUGGAAAUCCUUGUAGAGAUUCAGAAAAAACAGGUCUUUUAAGUGGUAAUCAAGAAACAGAUCCUGUAAGUGGUAAUCAAGAAACGGAUCCUGUAAGUGGUAAUCAAGAAACAGAUCCCAAAACAACAUCCAACGUUUCAAAGCUCUCCGGACCAGUUUGGAAAAGCGAAUCAAAGCCUUCUCAUUGCCACACGAUACCCACGGCCGCAGUUAAUCCCGUAAGGCCUCAGCCAGCACCACUCAUUCAAACGUAUUCUUCUGUUUCUUCAUCGCCACAGUUGGUGCCACCUCUGUACAGAAGUAAAGAAGCAACAGGGGCCACGCAACACGAUGACAAAUUUGAUCAAACACCAGAGAAACAAAAUCCAAAGAGCGUUGUGGAAAACAAAACGUUCUCACCAAGCGUUGCUACUGUGGCCCCAGUGAUGAAUAACUUAUGCCAGCCAAGUGACGUAUGUGAGGACAAACCAUCAUAUCCGCCUAAUAUCCAUCUUCGAACGUUGUACAACAGCCACUUGUCUUCAGUCACAAAUUCUUUUCCGUCACUUCAGAAACUUCACAACUGCGUAAGAGAACAUAAAAAUGACCACUGUGAAGUUUGUGAGAGGAUAACUGGUUGUUCUGCACCUAACCCUAAUUCAAACGUGUGUUUUACUAGAGAUAUUGUCCAGAAACAGGGCGGAUUUUUGCCACAAGAGCGGAUGAAUGAAUUGAGAAGCAGCCAGAACAAGAAGACAGCCUUCUAUACUGUCCGUCCAAAUGUGUUUUCCCAUCCAACUCUUGUAAACCCUUUAGUAGUGCCCUCACUAUCUGGUUACUCUGGAACGAGUGAACCUAGACACUCUUUCAGACAUGAUAACCCAAUACAAGUUAGAGCAUCUUCUGAUGCCUCGCACAGGUUAUAUAACCCAAACUUUACUACGUCAAUUAAAAACUUUGCUUCGCAGGUGCCAUUUUCAUAUCGGCCCGAAACGGCCAUGAUAAACUGUACUUUACCAGACUUGUCUUCUCAGACUUUGUUCAGACCACUGAUGAAUUCCACUCACUCCAGAAUGGAAGUCCGUCCAAUAAUACAGCAACAGCCUCAUCAGGUGGUACAACAGCGCGGGAACGAUUCAAGAACUAUGAAUCCGCAAACUUUUUCGACUGGAGCUCCACUAUACGACACAUGGACGCAACGGCCAAUGAUGCUUAACUACCCGUCCCCUCAGUCAAUGGUGCAUCUUCCGAGUGAUCAUUUUCGUGAUACUCAGGCAAUGGGUAAAAAUCGUAACUUCUCCAGUAAAGACGUAGCAAGCAACCAGAAGGCACGUCCUCGCUGUGGUUUAUGCGGUAAAAAAGCUAUCUUUAUGUGUUCUGGCUGUAAACAAAGCUGGUAUUGCGGAGAAAGUUGCCAGGUGAAACAUUGGCCUAAUCACUCAAAGUUCUGCAGAAAAUGACGUAUCUUCUUGCUACCUGUGUGCUAUUCGUGACUUCUGAGAAAAGGACCUCUAGCGGACUCUUUCUAAAGCAUUAGUUAAAUAAAGGUUUUUGUUUAAAGCAUACAGGAACAAGCGUGAGGCAGUUUAUUUGAACUUUUAAACUUCAAGAAAGAUAAACGCUCAUAGGAAGAGAAUUUUGAAAUAUUCCGUAGAAGGCGUUUUAUGUGUGUGUGUGUGUGUGAUUUUAUUUUGCUCAUCAAAUACUGUGUAUUUGGACGUAUACCUACAGCCAAGAAGAGAAAGCCAGUGGCUACUAGCCUUUUUUAAGUUUUUAUUACUUUACGUCAACGUUUAUUAUUGACUUACUUGUACCAUCACCAAAUAUUAAUUCUAUGGCUACCGGGUCCUUAAAUUUUCGGGACAGCAUCCAGACAAAAGAUGGUCAAUCGGAAGGAAACCAUCCACUCACAUUAUCUUUUGUGGCUUCGAGACCAAGAAAACAAACGUAAAAAGACCAGAAGAUAUUUAAUAGAAAACUUAUUCGAACUUUUCUUAUCAUUUGUGUAUAAUAUGGUUGAGUUUGUGCCACAACUAUGAUUUCUAGAAAGUGUAUUUUCUUUCGCAGCUCGUAUAUUGUGAUUUGCACUCUAGUCGUAGAUGGCGCUGAGGUAGUGUUUUUCCACAACUAUAACGAAAGACAAAUGACUAAUAAUCGUGUUCAAGUAAUGUUGCCUGAUAACGCUGCUGUAAAUUGGUGUGGCUGAAACGCUAUCUUAUCUUUUAUUGCUGUAUUUGUUUUCGUAUUAUAAUGCAAGGCAACAUUUGAGCUGUGUCCGCAGCAAAGAUCGAAACCCGAUUUUAGCAUGAUAAAGUCAUCAGAAGACACUGCUAUAUUGAAUAGUCCAUGAAAUUUGUGACACCAUAAGCAAAACCGUAUCAAAGAGUCUCCUGGUGAAAAUAUAUAUAAAUACAAUUUUUUGUAGUUGUAAUUAUUCAGUCAAAAAACAUUAAGUUGUUGUUAUUACCAAUAACAUGCAUCUUUAUAUACACUUAACAUUAAACAAUAUAAAUUGAAUGCUGCUAGACGUAGGAAAACAUGAGCUGUAGACUUAAAAUAUGAGUGAAACGUCAUUCUUAGACAAGCUAUAGGCUUGAAAUAUGGGUUAAAAGUCAUUCUUAGACCAGCUGUAGGCUUGAAAUAUGGGUUAAAAGUCAUUCUUAGACCAGCUGUAGGCUU